AUGACUCAAUCCUACUAUUCAUGCUUUGGCAUGGAGAGGAACAUGGAGUUGGUGAUGAAGAAGCAGGGCCAAGCUAAUGUGGAUGUCUCUCCUUUCUUGCUCUUUGAGGACAGUGGGGAUUCUGAAGCUGCUGCUGAGGUUGUUUUUGAUGUUCCCUUGGCCGAGGAUGAUGCUGAGUCAUGCAGCUAUGACUCAGCUGAUAUCUCCAGUGCGGAUGAGCUCAUCGUAAAUGGUGAAGAUGAUGAAGAUGAUCAUGGUGUUCGAGAAUAUCGGAGUUAUGUUGAUGAUCAUGAGGAGGAAGAGGAAGAGGAAGAGGUAAUGUCUUCAGUUUAUCAGAGAUGCGGCCACCAGCUGAAAUCAACUGUUUCUGUUGAUUCAACAAAGGAGUUUGAGAUGUUGAAUGAGGUGGAAAAGAGCAAGCUAUUUUGGGAGACUUGCUUGGCAUCCUGA
Molecule: messenger RNA, 450 nt
Organism: Rosa chinensis
Lineage: Eukaryota; Viridiplantae; Streptophyta; Magnoliopsida; Rosales; Rosaceae
Exons: 1
Coding region: 1-450 (149 amino acids)
Source: RefSeq, a predicted model, not a curated record